AUGUGGUCCCGUCUGAACGAGUGGCUGUGGCAGGACCGCUUCUGGCUCCCCCCCAACCACACAUGGGCUGACCUGGAGGACCGGGAUGGCCUGGUCUACGCCCACCCCCAGGACCUGCUGGCAGCCCUGCCCCUGGCGCUGGCCCUGGUCGCCAUGCGCUUCACCUUCGAGAGACUCGUCGGCCUGCCCCUGAGCCGGUGGCUGGGAGUGCAGAACCAGGCCAGGAGGCCGGCGGCGCCCAACGCCACGCUGGAGAAGCACUUCCUGCUGGAAGGAUGGAAGCCGGACAAGCCUCGGAUAGCUGUCCUGGCCACGCAGUGUGGCCUCACGCUGCGGCAGACCCAGCGCUGGUUCCGAAGGCGCCGGAACCAGGACCGGCCUUGCCUGACCAAGAAGUUCUGUGAAGCCAGCUGGCGGUUUCUCUUCUAUCUGUGCUCCUUCAUCGGCGGCCUCUCCGUCCUCUACCACGAGUCAUGGCUGUGGAGGCCAGCAAUGUGCUGGGAAAACUACCCAAACCAGCCCCUGAAGCCGGCCCUGUACUGCUGGUACCUCCUCGAGCUGAGUUUCUACAUCUCGCUGCUGAUCACGCUGCCCUUCGACAUCCGGCGCAAGGAUUUCAAGGAGCAGGUGGCGCACCACCUCGUGACCAUCAUCCUCAUCACCUUCUCCUACAGCGCCAACCUGCUGCGCAUCGGCUCGCUUGUGCUGCUGCUGCAUGACGCCGCAGACUACCUGCUGGAGGCCUGUAAGAUGUUCAACUACACACACCGGCGGCGUGUGUGCAACACCCUCUUCCUCCUCUUCUCCGUGGUCUUCUUCUACACCCGCCUCGUGCUCUUCCCCACGCAGAUCCUCUAUACCACGUACUACGAGUCCAUCGCCAGCUCGGGCCCCUUCUUCGGCUACUACUUCUUCAACGCGCUGCUGGCAAUACUGCAGCUGCUGCACGUGUUCUGGUCUUGCCUCAUCCUCCGUAUGAUCCGCAGCUUCGUAAAGAAAGGCCAGAUGGAGAAGGAUAUCCGCAGCGACGUGGAGGAGUCGGCCUCCAGCGAAGGGGAGGAGCACCCGCAGCUCAAGAACGGAGCAGCUCAGGGCCCCCAGGCAGCCCCCACGGACGGCCCUCGGAGCCGGGCGGCCGGGCGGCUGGCCAACGGGCACACGGUGGCCUCGUAG
Messenger RNA from Pipistrellus nathusii (Nathusius's pipistrelle), 1173 nucleotides. NCBI's taxonomy places the organism in Eukaryota, Metazoa, Chordata, Mammalia, Chiroptera, Vespertilionidae. The record is from the annotation of a GenBank genome assembly.